UUGUGUUGUAGAGCUGCACAUUAAUCUGAUCUUUAACCUAGUAUAUGAGCCCUGAGUCCAUUUAGAGGCUGUUCUGAAGCUUUUCAUUCUCUGACAUGAACUUCAUCUGAUUGUGGUGUCUUUAAUGUUUUCAAAUUAUUAGAUUUUUUUUACUUCCAUAAUAUUUAUUCUGAUCAAAAGCUGCAGAACAGACUCUGAUUGUGCUUUAUGGGACGAUGUUCUCUACUUUUACAUUUGAUGCCCCCCAAAAAUGAUGCACUGACACAUUGUAGUUCAUAUUUAAACUUACAGCAGCGUCUAAAUAGUGUGUUUUUAUUUGGACAUGAAUCAGUUUUUCCACCAGAGGGCAGCGGCAGAGUUCAGAUUAAAGUGAACUUGUUAAAUUGUCAUUUGUUCCACGCUAUAAAACACCGUAAACCAGACAGAGAUUGAUAUCACAGCCUCAGACUGCUCACACAGGAUGAAUCCUAACAUUACCAACUAAAUACUGCCAGAGGUCGUUUCUGUGCUGCUGGAAAAUGCCUUCUGAGUUAUAAUAUAAAAAGUCCUCAGCAGGAGCUGCUCUGAAGCUAGAAAUCCUCCACGUGUGAUGACGAGAGUGUGGAAAAACAGCAGACCUGUCAGCUCUCACCUGUACAAACAUGACCACUCUUCAGGCGGCACAAACACCAAAGAUUACAAUAUGAAUGACACAUGCAGAGUCUGCACUUCACAUUCACUAUAUAUGUGCCAGGUGGAGUCUUCGGAGAGCUGGAUGGAUCACAGGGCAGCCGACAUGGGGAAGGUGAUCUUCUACGAGGACAGGAACUUCUCCGGACGUCGCUUUGAGUGCAGCAGCGACUGUGCAGACCUGAUGUGUCAGCUGAGUCGCUGUAGCUCCAUCCGGGUGGAGAGCGGCUGCUUCAUGAUCUACGAGAAGCCCAACUACACUGGGAACCAGUACUACCUGAGGAGGGGCGAGUACCCCGACUUCCAGCACUGGAUGGGGGUCAACGACUCGGUCAGCUCCUGCCGCUCCAUCCCAACGGAGCCUGGUUCGUUCAACGUGCGGCUGUACGAGCGGAUCGAGUUUGGCGGUCAGAUGAUGGACCUGGUGGACGACUGUCCCAGCGUCAUGGACCGAUUCCACAUGAACGACAUCUUCUCCUGCAAUGUCACCAAUGGAAACUGGCUUUUCUACGAGCAUCCCAACUACCGUGGCCGGAUGUACCUAAUCAGACCCGGAGAGUACAAGAGGUUCAGUGAAUGGGGCGGCAGGAGCGCCAGGGUCGGAUCCAUCAGACGCAUCAUGGACUAUUGAUCUGCUCUGGAGAGCGUUUUGAAAAGACUUCAUGUUGCGAUAACAGCCUUUGAGACUAUAGUAAACUAGUGUACCUGUGUUAUACUGACUGACUGUCCUGAAAAACCUUUUAAAUAUUACUCAGAAUGUUCUCUGAUGUUGAGAUUUGGACUCAAAAAAGGAACUCUGAGAAACACUCACCAUCAACAGCACAAUCAACGCAUUUCUUGAGUUGUUUUUCAUCACUCACCACUAUAAUAAAGCAAUUGUAAAAUCGA
This is a messenger RNA of Amphiprion ocellaris (clown anemonefish), 1557 nucleotides long. Its product is annotated as gamma-crystallin S-1-like. Gene Ontology annotation, molecular function: structural constituent of eye lens. NCBI's taxonomy places the organism in Eukaryota, Metazoa, Chordata, Actinopteri, Pomacentridae. The transcript is spliced from 3 exons. Bases 590 to 1300 code for a protein of 236 amino acids. The record is from RefSeq and is a predicted model, not a curated record. Gene Ontology annotation, biological process: lens development in camera-type eye; visual perception.